AACCCUAGUUAGCUUAUUAAUACGUCACACCUCUUCUAUAAAUUAAAGCUUUGUCUUGUCAUCUCAAAUCACACAAGUCUCUCUCUCUCACUUAUCGAAACCCUAAUUUCUCUCUUUUUUUUAUUAUUCAAAACAAUGGCUGAAGUUGAGUACCGGUGCUUCGUCGGCGGUCUUGCCUGGGCCACCGGAGAUCAGGAUCUUCAGAGGACGUUCGAGCAAUUCGGCGAAGUUAUCGAUUCUAAGAUCAUUAACGAUCGUGAGACUGGAAGAUCAAGGGGAUUCGGAUUCGUCACUUUCAAGGAUGAGAAAUCCAUGAGGGAUGCGAUUGAAGAGAUGAACGGAAAAGAACUCGAUGGCCGUAACAUCACCGUGAAUGAAGCUCAGUCGAGAGGAAGCGGCGGUGGUGGAGGAGGCCGUGGUAACGGUGGUGGUUACCGUAGCGGCGGUGGAGGUUACGGAUCUGGUGGCGGAGGAGGUUACGGAUCUGGUGGCGGAGGAGGCGGUGGAUACGAGAGACGUUCUGGUGGUUACGGAGGAAGCGGUGGCGGCGGUGGCCGAGGUGGAUACAAUGGUGGUCGCCGUGAAGGUGGUGGCGGUUACGGAGGAGGUGAUGGUGGCUACGGAGGAAGCGUUGGUGGUGGCUGGUAAUCGAAGAUAGUGUGGUUUGGUGCUGCUCUGUGUUUGGUUUAGAUUUGGUUUCUGUGUCAUCCCCUUUGGCUUGGUUUGAUUCUGGUUUGUUUGGUUUACUUUUUUGAUGAAAACGUAUCGUUUAAGAAGUCGUCUUUGUCUCGAACGGAAUGUUAAAUUCGCGUGUUGUUCACUACAAUUAUAAAGUUUCCCCUAAAGCCAGACUUGAUAUUUUUUCA
This is a messenger RNA of Camelina sativa (false flax), 866 nucleotides long. RefSeq names its product glycine-rich RNA-binding protein GRP2A. Gene Ontology annotation, molecular function: RNA binding. NCBI's taxonomy places the organism in Eukaryota, Viridiplantae, Streptophyta, Magnoliopsida, Brassicales, Brassicaceae. The record is from RefSeq and is a predicted model, not a curated record.